UUUUAUUUACCCACCGAAAUUUCCCCUUUAAAAACCCUAACUAGGACAUAUAUUUCUUUCAAAAAUUUCACUCCAUCAUUGUGUGAUCCUUAAUUGCUAUGAAAAAAUAAUUAAUUAACACUAGUAGUGCAAUUGAUUGUGAAGAAACAUGCUGAAACCAAAGCCAUUCAAGGGAGCGAGUGUGUUCAUGUCACGCAACCUGGUGGCGCCGGAGAUAUUCGACGCUCUUCUGGACGCGCUGAAGCUCAACGGAGCUGAGGUCUUUCUCUGCUGCGACCCCUCUCGUACCGGCCCCAGCGAUUUCCAUGUUAUCUCCUCUUCCGAUCACGAGAAAUUUGAAGAUCUUAGAGCCAAGGGAUGUAAUUUGUUAGGUCCUCAAUGUGUGCUUUCUUGUGCCAAAGAAAAUAGAGCGCUUCCAAAACAAGGUUUCACUUGUUGCCUUGCAAUGGAUGGUGUCAAAGUACUUGCCUCUGGUUUUGAUAUGGAUGAAAAGGUUAAGAUAGAAAAGUUGGUCACAGCAAUGGGGGGAGUAUUGCAGACUAAAGCAUCAUUGGAUGUUAACUUUGUCAUUGUAAAGAAUGUUUUAGCUGCAAAGUACAAGUGGGCUUUAAACACUCUAAAGAAACCAAUUGUUACCAUCAAUUGGUUAUCUCAAUGCUGGAACGAGCACCGUGUUGUUCCUCAGGAGUCGUACAGGGUUCUUCCUUCUGGUUUGAUGAUAUGUGUUACCAGAAUUCCUGCAGAUAAGCGGAAGGAGAUUGAAAAACUUAUCAUACAGAACGGAGGCAACUAUUCUCCUGAGCUGACGAAGAAAUGCACACACUUAAUUUGUGAUGCUCCAGAAGGUGACAAAUACAAAGUUGCCCAAAGAUGGGGCCAUAUUCAUAUUGUAAACAGGAAAUGGUUUGAUCAAUCUGUUGCUAGAAGAGCAUGUCUUAAUGAGGAGUCCUACACUGUUCAGGGUGGUUCUAUAUCUUCCAACAAAAGUGUAAGGAGUUGCUUGACGGUGCAGUGUAAAGAAGACAAGGGUAUUGGAAAUUCACUACCUUCACUAUCAUCCAUGGCUUCAGAUUCAAAUGUUUUUUCUGUUCCCAGCACUCGGUUUGAAGAUCAAGAUAUAGAAGCCACUCUCUCACAGCAUACAUCUUCUAUUUUUGUGGAUGCUUCUGUUUCUAAAGAGGUUGAUAGCGAUGCCCCAACAGUGCAGACCAAAACUGAAUCAAAUCCCAAUAACUGUGUUGCUGAUGAUUCUCAGUCUGAAGACAAUGACUUAUACUUGUCAAAAUGUAGAAUAUCACUUGUUGGUUUUGAAGCUUCUGAAAUGCGCAAACUAGUUAAUAUGGUGCGUAGAGGUGGGGGCUCUCGUUAUGUGUCAUGCAAUAGCAGAUUGACACAUAUAAUAGUUGGAACUCUGUCAGAGGUUGAAAAAAGGGAAGUCAGAAGUCUUGCAGCUUUGGGUGUUAUUCAAGUGGUUAAAACCUCCUGGCUUGAAGAUUGUAUCCAAGAAAGGAAAGAAGUUCCUGUACUUCAGAAGCAUGUUGCCUAUGACUUGCUGCUACCUAAAGAUUCUGUCUGGUCACCAACGAAGCACAAACAUGCAUGA
This is a messenger RNA of Mangifera indica (mango), 1603 nucleotides long. Its product is annotated as DNA topoisomerase 2-binding protein 1-like. The record is from RefSeq and is a predicted model, not a curated record. NCBI's taxonomy places the organism in Eukaryota, Viridiplantae, Streptophyta, Magnoliopsida, Sapindales, Anacardiaceae. Gene Ontology annotation, biological process: mitotic G2 DNA damage checkpoint signaling; mitotic DNA replication checkpoint signaling; DNA replication initiation.